Molecule: messenger RNA, 600 nt
Organism: Striga asiatica
Lineage: Eukaryota; Viridiplantae; Streptophyta; Magnoliopsida; Lamiales; Orobanchaceae
Source: the annotation of a GenBank genome assembly
AUGGGAGACAAAAGUAUCAUCAUUCCCGUGUUAUUUUUUUAUAUAUGCGCUAACUAUCUGCAUGUGUUAGUAGCACAAGACGAACCCGAUUGCUAUUUCACUGAUGGAUUUAGCGUUUAUGUAUUUAACAAGCUCCCUCCAAAUUCGGCUCCUCUAAAAUUGCAUUGUGCAUCUAAAGACGAUGACUUGGGAAAUCAUACACUUUCAACGAAUCAACAUUUUCAAUGGAAGUUUUGCGAGAACGUUGUGUGGAGUACGCUGUACUUCUGCCAUUUGUGGUGGGAUUCAAUGCAGAAAGCCUUGGAGACGUUUAAUUCGUUAAAGAGAGAGGAAUGUGAUACGGGUUUCUGCUUGUGGGUAGCCAAGACAGAUGGUAUUUAUUUCACUAAUGGAAGCAUAACAUUGAGUUCCUUAACAAAGAAAUUCGAUUGGGAUAUUUCACAUGCAAAAAAUGAUAUAGAUGUAAAGGAAGUGCUGCGAGGUUGUAUAUUCGACGGGAUGAACGUGUUUAUAUAUUCGUCGGGGUACGAGUACAUAACCUUGGAUCUUCUAUUGUAUGAUCUUUACACCAUCUCCAAUCAAUCUUGGUGGAGCGAUUAA